AUUAUGCCUACAACUCUACUGUGCGUAUUCCGUGUGGUUUGAUGGCUGGUUGAAGGGUGGGCUCAGUUUAGUUCGGCCGGUCUGAUGCAAAAAUUAUUUUUAGGUUUCGUUGAGCCCGGCCGCUUUGGUUCGGUUUGUUAAAGCUUGUCCCUAACAGCGUACAGGUCGCCGGCACCAUCCCGCACCUGAUUCGCCCCUCACAACUGGAAGCCGCCGGAUGCACACCAUCGUCGACGGCGAGCCGGGUGAUGUUGUGUUCAUUUCACCACCUUGGGGUGGUCCUUCAUAUAGCAAAAUUCACACCUUCACACUUGAUAUGCUCAAGCCAAAAGACGGGUAUUUGAUAUUUCAGGCUGCUCAGGAAAUAACUCCCAACAUUAUCAUGUUCCUUCCCCGUAACGUGGACUUAAGUCAAGUGGAAGAGCUUUCUUGGCUAUCUUGUCCACCAUUAACGUUGAAGAUUGAAGAGACCUACAUGGAAACUAGUUUGAAAGGAAUCACGGCAUACUUUGGUGACACUGCAUUAGUACCAUCUAAGUCAUCCUUUUCAAAAACGGACAUUAGUUGAUGGCAUUGUGAAGGGGUAUUGAAUGUAGGCCAUCCCUCCUUACUAAUAAAGACAAAUUGCUGCUUUGCAUGAGCUCUCACGACUAAGAAACUCCAUCCCACUGUAUCAAUGCAGGUGUUUAGGGGCAUGGGCUUGCAUUUCGGUAUGAUUUUGUGGCUUGAAAUGUACCAAAAAUAUGUGUUCCCUCUCAUUUUUGCUCUUCUUCAUGUGUUUUUUAUGAGCUAUUGUAUGAUUAGAAGAAAUACAUGCAUGGGAAGCAAAUCGAAAGGGGGAGGUUGUGCAGGGUUUACAAAGAUAAAGUUUAUUUUAUGUAAUUUAUAUAAUGUAUACAAACACUAGCAUACAUACAUUGCCACCAUUACUUUUGGUAGACAUUUUUCAGAGCUAGCAUUUGCAUCAGUUAACUUGUGCUGUUAAGAGUUGAAGCAUGUUAUUAAAAUUUCCACUAGUUGAG
Molecule: messenger RNA, 1022 nt
Organism: Phalaenopsis equestris
Lineage: Eukaryota; Viridiplantae; Streptophyta; Magnoliopsida; Asparagales; Orchidaceae
Product: trimethylguanosine synthase-like
Biological process (GO): 7-methylguanosine RNA capping; 7-methylguanosine cap hypermethylation
Cellular component (GO): nucleus
Molecular function (GO): RNA cap trimethylguanosine synthase activity
Source: RefSeq, a predicted model, not a curated record